Messenger RNA from Anas platyrhynchos (mallard), 2584 nucleotides. RefSeq names its product family with sequence similarity 72 member A (gene RUMY1). Gene Ontology annotation, cellular component: cytosol. Lineage: Eukaryota; Metazoa; Chordata; Aves; Anseriformes; Anatidae. The record is from RefSeq and is a predicted model, not a curated record.
AGCCCAGCGCCCCCCAACCCCCCCCCCCCCCCGCCGCCAUGUCCCUGUCGGGGCCCGGCGGUGCCUUCGCGGAGCGCUCCGUGGCCGUGCUCUGCUGCCGCUUCUGCCGCCACGUCCUCAGCUCCCGCGGCAUGCGGGCCGCGCUGCUCGCCGCCACCGGCACCGCCCCCGACCUGUACUCCACGGACAUCCCCCCCACCGCUACUGUUGACUUCAUCGGCAGCUGCUAUUUUACUGAAAUCUGCAAAUGCAAGCUGAAGAACAUCGCGUGUUUGAAGUGCGGUAAUGUUGUUGGUUACCAUGUGAUCUCUCCCUGCAAACCUUGCCUGUUGUCCUGUAAUAAUGGCCACUUCUGGAUGUUUCAUAGCCAAGCAGUCUUUGGCAUCAACAGACUAGACUCUUCUGGUGUGAAUGUAUUGCUCUGGGGCAACUUGCCAGAUUUGGAGGAAAACACAGAUGAAGAUACGUCAUGCAUCUCUGAGGAGGAGUAUAUCAGAUAGCAUUUAUCUACAAUAUACUACAGUAUCUUCCCUAGAUACGUUCCAUUGCUGUUUGUUUUGGACUUGUCUUCCUGCUGGCCCAUCACAGCUUAAACAAUGGAGGGAACCAUGAAAUCUGGAAAAGAAUCCUGUAAGAUGUCAUCUUCUGUCGCUGCAGCGUGCCUUAAACUCUUGCAUCUGCCUUGUGUGUAUCAUUCUGACUGGAGACAUGCUCUGAACAGAUCUGAAUGUCAGAUAUUAGAGAUGCAGAUGGCAGGUGCACUUACUGAGGUCUAGGUCUGGUUUGUUCUUACACUUAAGUUUCAACAGUUGACAUGCCUGCUUAACUGUAUUUUUCUUCUUUGCUCCAUGAAUACUGUUUUAGUAAAGUCUUUUACAUCCUGUAAGUACAGCUUAAAAAUCUUGAAAAAUAGUCAGUUUUGUUGAUGGAUGAUGCUCUGAAGCACCAUUGCUUAAGUAGUCACACAGACCAUUCGCUGCCCAGAGCUUUCAUUCUGAGUGUACAGAGUCGCUGAACAAGUGUCUUGAAGUGUCAUAGCUUUGGCUUUAUUGUCUUGGUCUCUUACUUCUAGCAGCUUGUUCUCUAGGCAUCUGAAACACGUUAGGAUGCUCCUGAAUGUGGAGUGGGGAGCUGUCUUUCUGAGUCUUCCGGUCUUCAUCUUUCCGUACUUUUAGGAUCAUGUUUCUGCAAAGAUCAAGUUCCGUUUUUUUUUUUUUUCCACCUUCCCCCCAGUAAAAUCUAAAUACUGAAGUUUGUUAAUGUCUAAUGUGACUUUGGGACAACUACCUACUAGAGUAGUUAAGACCAGCAAUAAAACCCAUCCAGGUUUGUGUGUUAUUUUUCCACCUGAUAGGAUAGGCAUUUUUCUAAAACAGAACUUAAUCAUCCAAUUGUGUCUCUUUCUAGAAUGAGAAAAAAAAUCAAAUCAAAUAUUCAGUGUUUGUGCCUAGCCUUACAUCCUGAAGCAUAGAGACAAUCUCAUUCCUCUAAGCAGUAAUGGAUGUAAAGUUCAUUACCGGAGUUGUUAAGUCAUAGUAAUUAAUUUAUGAACUAAAUACUGUCCCCUUCAGCUAGUCAACUGAAGGAUCAUAUUUGGAAAAUUCAUGUUACGGUCAUAUAAGAGAACUGGCAACACUUCCAAAGUUGGAUUGAUACUGAAUUAAUCAUUCUAUAGCCUCUCCUGCUACUUUGAAGAGUAUCAGGAGAGAUGCUUUGAAGACAGAUCUGACUUUUCCUAGUAUUUUUACUGUACUGCAUUUUUAUAUUUCUUCACGGUGCUACCUCUUCUGUGUUGUUUAAAUGUAUAUUUGUGUGUAUAUAUGUGUGUGCGUGCCAAUGUAUAGAUAUGUCUUGUUUGGAUUUCCUGUAUUAUGUUUGCUCACUAAAUAAAAGGUUUGGACUAUGUACUUCUCUAUGGGCUGUAAUAUGGAUAUAUAAUGAUAUCAGUUAGAUAAUGAAAACAAUGGAGCAGUAUCUUGUAUCAGAAUUAGGUUGAAUUAUUAGGUUCUUCCUACUGUGACUUUGUUUCAGAGACCAAAAAAAUCCCUUUCUCUUGGUUGAGAACUGUCAGCUUCUCAGUCUUAAGGGUGUUUAGUUAGUUAACUUCUGUAAUAACCAAACAUCCCCCUUCUUGACGGUUUUCUAUGCUGCAUGAAUUUUUUUUAUGCUAUACAGUAAGCUGGCAAGAUGACACUAAACACAAAGAUUUUUCUAACUGAAUUCAUGACCUAAAAAUACAUCUGAUGCUGUUUCUUUUUGUAUAAGGAACAUAAUUCAAAAAAAAAAUCCAUAAUAGAAUUCUGCUUUGUAAGCUCACCACUUUUAACCUUCCAAAACCUCACCUUUUGUCAAUGAGUGGGUUCUGUCAAUGGCAGGGUUGACUAGUGAGCUGUUCUCUUUACCCAUAGAGUAGUAGAGGACUGAAAUUUCUUCACAACAAGUCAUUAAUUCUCAAUUUGCUCUCUAUCUGUUCUUGCACAUAGAACUGGAAGUUCUACUGUGAACUACUUUAAUUACACAGGCCUGUUUGAGCUGGUUCUUCACAACUAGACAGCAGCUUGAAAUAAAAAAUGAGCCAACUCUG